Volvox carteri f. nagariensis is the source of this 1230-nucleotide messenger RNA. RefSeq lists its product as uncharacterized. NCBI's taxonomy places the organism in Eukaryota, Viridiplantae, Chlorophyta, Chlorophyceae, Chlamydomonadales, Volvocaceae. Gene Ontology annotation, biological process: post-transcriptional regulation of gene expression. Gene Ontology annotation, molecular function: mRNA binding. The record is from RefSeq and is a predicted model, not a curated record. The transcript has 4 exons. Gene Ontology annotation, cellular component: cytoplasm. The coding region runs from base 1 to 1230 and encodes 409 amino acids.
AUGCACCUGGAGGGGGCUCAGGGACUCGGCAGGCGACGUCGCAACAGGAGGCGACGGGCCAAUCGUAUUGGGGCUGUUGGGGAUGUGGUGGCGGCACAUGCUGGCGACGGCAACGUGGCAGCCGGGCGCGCCGGUGGCGGCAACGGCCGAGGCCCCCGAAGGAGUGGUAACCGCCUGCUUGAUGAGCUCAAGAACAACACGACGGGCCGGAACUUUGAACUACGAGACAUCCUGGGCCACUUUUACGAGUUCAGCCUGGAUCAGGACGGAAGCCGCUUUGUGCAAGAGAAUUUUGAGAGCUUGCGCCCAGAGGAGAUCGACGCGGCCUUCAACGACGUGCUGCCACACCUCCUGCAGCUUAUGACGGACAUGUUUGGUAACUACGUUGUCCAGAAAUUCCUGGAGCAUGGCACUCCGGAGCAUCGGGCCCGCAUCGCCAAUGCCAUACAGGGCAAUGUGCUGUCGUUGAGCUUGCAGCUGUUUGGCUGCCGCACCAUGCAGAAGGCGCUGGAGGUCUUUACGGAGGAUCAGCAAGUCGACAUCGUUUCGGAGCUGAACGGCCACGUCAUGCGCUGUGUGUGCGACCAAAACGGCAGCCACGUCAUCCAAAAAUGCAUCGAGUACGUACCCCCACAUCACAGUGCGGGGCUUCUGGACAACAUCGUCACCUGCGUGGUGCCCUUGUCCACGCAUCUACAUGGCUGCCGCAUCAUUCGCCACAUCCUCAAGUACGUGCGUGACCAGCGUCGUCGCGCGGCGGUCAUGGCCGAUAUUCUUGGCGCCGCCGUACAGCUAGCGCAGGACCAGUACGGAAAUUACGUGAUCCAGCAUGUGCUGGAGAGGGGUACACCAGAGGAGAAGUCUUCCAUUAUCCGCAGCCUGUCGGCUACCGUAGUGCAGUUGUCGAUGCACAAAUUCGCGAGCAACGUGAUCGAGAAGUGCCUAAUCCACGGGAGCACCGCGGAUCGCGACCUGAUCAUCAAUCGCAUGCUGGGCGCGCAGACCCUGCAGAUCCAGCUGGAAACUGGAUACAGUGACCCCGUGCAGGGCAUGAUGAGGAAUCCGUUUGGCAACUACGUGGUACAGAAGGUGCUGGAGGUCUGCACCGACGAGCAGCGCGAGGCCAUGCUGGCUAGAGUACGGAUGCAGCUGCACGAGCUAAAGCACUUCCACUACAGCCGGCACGUCGUAGCGCGUGUGGAGAAUCUGCUUUCGGCAGGUCCUCGCUAA